Ziziphus jujuba (common jujube) is the source of this 1471-nucleotide messenger RNA. RefSeq names its product transcription factor ABORTED MICROSPORES. Gene Ontology annotation, molecular function: protein dimerization activity; sequence-specific DNA binding; DNA-binding transcription factor activity. Gene Ontology annotation, cellular component: nucleus. The transcript has 9 exons. Lineage: Eukaryota; Viridiplantae; Streptophyta; Magnoliopsida; Rosales; Rhamnaceae. Gene Ontology annotation, biological process: regulation of DNA-templated transcription. The record is from RefSeq and is a predicted model, not a curated record. The coding region runs from base 78 to 1301 and encodes 407 amino acids.
CUCCUACACUCUCUCAUUAAUUCACUGCUACUACUUCUACGACUACUACUCCAUUAAUCUCUGCUUCCACAGGUGACAUGAAGAUGGUUAUGCAGAACCUCCUCGAGAGUAUUAGGCCUCUUGUGGGUUUGCAAGGCUGGGAUUAUUGUGUUCUCUGGAAAUUGAGUGAAGACCAAAGCACAAUGAUCGAGUUGAUGCAUUGUUGUUGUGGAGGGGUAGAAAGCAGCCAAAAUGGUGGAGAAGAAGAACAUCAUUUUUCAGUUCCUCCAAUUCUUACCUGCAGAGAUACCAUAUUUCAGCACCCAAGAACACAUGCUUGUGAUCUCCUUAGCCAACUUCCAUAUUCUGUACCCAUAGAUUCUGGGAAUAUUUAUGGACAGACUUUGGUAUCAAACCAACCCAAUUGGUCACACGUAAGCUGUAGCACAGAUUCCUCUGUACUGGAAGAAAUUGUUGGGACCAGGGUUUUAGUUCCCAUGCCAGGAGGAUUGAUUGAACUAUUUGUAACUAAACAAGUACCUGAAGAUCAGAAUGUCAUUGACUUUAUCACAACCGAAUUUAACAAUAUCUCAUUUUUGGACAAUGAAAAUGAAGAUCAUCAUCAGGAGGCUACUAAUCAAUUCCAGCUACCACCAGAGCAUUGCAGUGAUCAAAUUGAUGAUGAAGAUGAUGUGAAGAAUUCAUCACGGCCAGGCCAAUCCAAAAACCUUUUUGCAGAGAGGAAGAGAAGGAAGAAGCUUAAUGACAGACUUUAUGUCCUUCGCUCUUUAGUCCCUAAUAUUUCUAAGAUGGACAAGGCUUCCAUUCUAAGGGAUGCAAUAGAGUUUGUGAAGGAUUUGCAAAAGCAAGCAAAAGAACUCCAAGAUGAGCUUAAAUCUGAAUGUGAUAAUGAUAAAGUUCCAAAUAGGUUUGAUAUUGUGGGAAAAUCAUACAAUGAAAGUGUCACAAAAGAAAACAAGGACUCUGUUACUACUAAUAAUGACAAAGCACAACAAAUGGAGCCACAAGUGGAAGUAGCUCAGAUAAAUGGAAAUGAGUUCUUUGUGAAGGUAUUCUGUGAGCACAGGCCUGGUGGGUUUAUAAGAUUAAUAGAGGCAUUGAAUUCUCUGGGCCUAGUUGUGAGUAAUGCAAAUGUGACUAGGUCUACAGGCCUUGUCUCCAACGUUUUUAAAGUAGAGAAAAGGAAUAGUGAAGUUGAAGUUGAUCAUGUGAGGGACUCCUUACUUGAGCUUACACAGAACCCACCUAGAGUAUGGCCAGAUAUGUCUAAAGCAUCUGAAAAUGGCUGCCGGUUUCAGUGAUCGAUUGCCACCGGAAAAAAGCCACUGAUAUUAUUUGGGAUAUAUUGAUGAUUAAUAAAGUUUAUUUUUUUUUUAUUUUGGAACAGAUACAAUAAUGAUUAACUGGCUGUUCAUGAUUAUUCCAAGUGAGACUUUAUUGUGGAUUUAUUGAGCCAUUUUUAAUUUCAUUU